UUCAAUCUCGUCUUCAGAUAUACGAAUAGGAAGAAGCGCAUCUUCAAGCUAACUGGCCUCCUUACCAGCCUAACAGUGCUGGUGUUUGAAAUAGUCAUUGUGAACAGCCAAAACUGGCGCCUGUGGGAAUUUGACAACACUGAUGUGCAGUUUGUGUACUUUGGACUCUGGGAAGCUCAUUACCCUCGAGAGUUCAAUGUUUCAGGGACUAUAGUUCAGAUGCUGGUGCAUACUCCUAUCGAUUCCACCUGGAUCAUCUCACCUGAAUAUCAUUAUGCACAGAAUCUGAUAACAUGGGCCAUUUUGAUAAAGCCUGUAGAUCUAGUGUUCACUCUAAUGGCUAUUAUGAUCAGCUACAUGAGAGACCCAUUUAUCGAAAUGCAGAUUUAUUGCUACAAGGUCUCUGGCUUAUUUUUGUUCUUUAGCAGCUUCUUCACAUUUUUUUCUGUGAGCUGUAACUGCAUGAUAGAUCUUUAUGGCCAAACCACACUUGACUUUCCACCUGGCUUUCCUGUUAAAAAGGAAGACAUGAUAAGCAAACACUUUACGGUCAUCUUCCCAUUAGGGAUCUUCACAGCUGCCAUGUCAUUCUUUGGACUGACCAUGAUUCUCACUGAAGUAUGCUCAUUGAAACUCCAGAGUCAGUUAAAGACCCAACGUACUUACAUAAGUGACAAUCCAGUGGCCUGA
Cricetulus griseus (Chinese hamster) is the source of this 690-nucleotide messenger RNA. The record is from RefSeq and is a predicted model, not a curated record. Lineage: Eukaryota; Metazoa; Chordata; Mammalia; Rodentia; Cricetidae.